This is a messenger RNA of Sitophilus oryzae (rice weevil), 990 nucleotides long. RefSeq lists its product as uncharacterized. The record is from RefSeq and is a predicted model, not a curated record. Bases 1 to 990 code for a protein of 329 amino acids. The transcript has 6 exons. NCBI's taxonomy places the organism in Eukaryota, Metazoa, Arthropoda, Insecta, Coleoptera, Curculionidae.
AUGCGACUGUACGAGUUUAGUUUGCUUUUAAUUCUUUUUCUUUCAAUUCUGAACACAAAAAAUGGUGUUUUGGGUGAUUACGAUCUGGAUAGGGACAUAAAACGACAAUUAGGAAAUGAAAAUCAGACCCAGCUAUCCAGAAAACGGAGGUAUUUAGUUUUCCCAGCCGGUAGUUCUUUUCAAUUAGUUUUUUGUCUAACGUUCCCGUCGGUUGGAAUGGGAUCGUUAUUUGUAUUCGGUAACACAGCGGCUUUAGCUUGGGAAUUACCAUCGACGCCCAUAUAUUUUAACAGUAAAGACUUUGAGAAAAAGGACGAGGAACCUGAAACUACAACCGUAGAGAUUCCGCACGAUAUAGAUUUAGACGCUUUAAGCCACGAUGACCAUCAUGACCACGAUCGUGCAAGCUACAACUAUGCACCGUGGAGCUCACCGUUAAGAAAGUUUGAUAACGGUUACACGAACUGGUUCCAAAGUAACAGUUUUCGAACACCUGUCAACAGUUACAGCAACCCCUUUACGAAUUUUGUGGAAAAUAAGGCUCCCAACAGAAUGACACCGGCUUAUGGAAGAUACGGUUACAAGAGCAAAAAAGAAAUUGAAGGUACCGGUAGAAGAUAUGACAGACCAAAUAUGGACAGAUAUGUAAAAAAGACUCCAGUUACUUCAUACGUUGAUCCGAUUUAUCACCACAUUCACAGGAGAACAAGAAGAGAUUUAUACCAAAAACUUGAAACAUUUUUAUAUGCAUUGAACUUAGAUGGAAAAACUUGUCUGUUAAAAGCUAUUUGCGAAAUUACGAAAUCACCAAAGAGUAAAGGAAGUUUUAUUGAAGAAGUAUUAAAAGUAAUUUUUAGGGCUAAACCUCAUGAUAAUUAUCCAGAUGAAGAUAAAUACGAUAAUGCUGCCAAUACUGAACACAACUGUAACAAAAUGUAUCCUGCUUGUAAAGGUUCGCUUUUGUCAAAUAUAUUAACAGUUUCGCAAUAA